Messenger RNA from Triplophysa dalaica, 1995 nucleotides. RefSeq names its product mitochondrial E3 ubiquitin protein ligase 1b (gene mul1). The record is from RefSeq and is a predicted model, not a curated record. Lineage: Eukaryota; Metazoa; Chordata; Actinopteri; Cypriniformes; Nemacheilidae. The coding region runs from base 670 to 1728 and encodes 352 amino acids. Gene Ontology annotation, molecular function: ubiquitin-protein transferase activity. Gene Ontology annotation, cellular component: mitochondrion. Gene Ontology annotation, biological process: protein ubiquitination; organelle organization. The transcript has 4 exons.
UAAACUUACCUUUAUUUGUGCUUCAUGAAUGUUCAGUUUAUAAAAUGAUUUUUAUGCUCGUGUGUUACGUAACCUAUCACUUUUAUUACUUUCUUUAAUAUUGAGAGGAAAGAAUUUGCGCAAAUCCCAGACAAGACACAUGCUAGCCACACAUGCUAAUAUGUAGUUGUUUUGACGUUGCCAAUAAGUUAAAUUGAAGAACAAAGAUAAAUUGAAGCCUUAUAUUGUAUUAUUUCUGUUUUCAUACAAAAAACUAUUAAAGUAGUAUUUUGCUUGUGUUGACAUUUUGUAAUUCGUAAUCAUUGAAGUGUGUUUUUUUCCCCUUAAAACUUGGAAGAAAAGAAAGUUCAUGUUCACUUUUCUCAGCAAGCCCCAACAGAAACCAUCAAAGAAAUUGGAUUUAUUGGAUAUUAUGGGAAUUGUGUAGGGUUUAAUGGAAACUAUAAUGGUAUUUGUGGCUCUGUACUGGUAAUGUGUUUGGUUCUGUUGGUAGAACAUCUAUUGGUCAUCUGGUGAAUUGAACCAUUAGGACACUAUUAAAUCCAAUAUGAAUAAGACCCAAAACACACUUCAUAAAUAAAUCUAUAGUUUUAAUGGUAAACAACUGAUUUUUUAUUACAAUUGUAAAUUGGAUUUUAGAUUUAUUCUCCAGAUUGGGUAGAUUCAAGGAUGGAGGCCAAUGGCAGACCCUCAACAACACAGAUCAUGAUGCUGGCUACUAGUUCAGCUCUGACUGCCAUUUUAUACACAAUAUACAGAAGGAAAUCAAACCAUGUUGUUAGACUGAGGGAAGCCAAAAAGAUGAGCUUAAAUCCAGAUCUGAAAACAAUCCUCAAUGAAGCUCCUGGAAAGUGUGUUCCUUAUGCUGUUAUUGAAGGUGUGGUGCGGUCUGUCAAAGAGACCUUAAACAGCCAGUUCGUGGACAACUGCAAAGGCGUCAUCGAGAGGUUGACCUUGAAAGAGAAGAAGAUGGUGUGGAAUCGCACAACACAUCUCUGGAAUGAUUGUGAGAAGGUCAUCCACCAACGCACUAACACUGUGCCCUUUGACCUCACCCCACACGAUGACACUGUUUCUGCGACCGUUCGUGUGGUCCGUCCUCUCGAUGCGGCCGAAUUGGAUCUGGAGACCACCUAUGAGAACUUCCAUCCUUCCACGCAGUCUCUGACCAACGUCAUCGGGCACUUUAUAAGCGGCGAGCGCCCACAGGGCAUCAAGGAGACGGAGGAGAUGUUGCGCCUGGGUGCCAGCAUGACAGGUGUGGGGGAGCUUGUGCUAGAAAACAACCUGGUACGUCUUCAACCUCCCAAGCAGGGCUUGCGUUAUUUCCUCAGCCGUCUGGACUACAAUGAGCUCCUGAACAAACAAGAGAGACAAUUAAGGCUCUGGAGGGUCUUGACGGUGCUGUUCGGAUUGGCCGCCUGUGCAACAUUAUUCUACAUGCUGUGGCGGCAGUACGUGCUCCGCAGGGAUCGAAGAAAAGAGCGCAGCCUGCUGGAUGAGUUCAGGAAGUGGAAGAACAGACGUUUACAAGAGCUCAAUCUGGCCGAGGAAGAAAUCUCACCCAACACGUGCACCAUAUGUCUGAGUAAUGAACGAUCGUGCGUGUUUCUAGAGUGUGGUCAUGUGUGUACCUGUGAGCAGUGCUAUAGGGCCCUGCCAGAACCUAAGAAAUGCCCCAUAUGUAGGGCCAAAAUAGACAGGAUUGUUCCUCUGUAUAAUAGCUAGGGGCCUUAUUAUAAACAUAGUGUGCGUGGAAAUUAGUAAAAGGGCAUUUUAUUGUGUGCUGGCACUGUACUUCCAUUUCACAAAAACUGAAUCUGUGAUAAUUCAGUGAGCACUAAAAACAAGUUGGUUUUCAUAUUUCAGUUUCUUAACAGAGGUUGCUUUGCUGUUGUUAUUUUGGAUAUAUAAUCAUCAUUUGUGCCUUUGUAACCUCAAAUUUAUUGCACUUUGGUCUAUUUUAUGAAAAUCAAUAAAAUGGAAGCAAUUUUA